Syngnathus typhle (broad-nosed pipefish) is the source of this 1643-nucleotide messenger RNA. RefSeq names its product F-box protein 28 (gene fbxo28). The record is from RefSeq and is a predicted model, not a curated record. The transcript has 5 exons. Gene Ontology annotation, molecular function: protein binding. The coding region runs from base 209 to 1345 and encodes 378 amino acids. NCBI's taxonomy places the organism in Eukaryota, Metazoa, Chordata, Actinopteri, Syngnathiformes, Syngnathidae. Gene Ontology annotation, biological process: protein polyubiquitination.
AAAGACGAUUGCCGCCCUAUCGAUGACGCAGAUCCAAACAUGGCGGCAAACCGAUGACGUACCACGCUUGCACCCUGGUGCUCAACACUCGUGCGCUUGACUGAGGGACGCAGAGCGAAUGUAGUGUGCAUAUUCGGACAGGGCCGAGGACCGAGGAGACGGUAGUUGACGGUGUCUCAACGUCAUUUCCGUUUUAGCAGACUCCAAAAUGGCUACCAACGUGGAGCGAAUCGAUAGUCGCGUUAGUUCAUUACCUUCAGAUAUUGCGGUACUCAAACAACAAGCACUGGAUCCGACCCAUCAGAACAACCCGCUUUUAGGGCUCCCGAUUGUGGCCAUCGAGGCUAUCCUCAAUUUUUUAUCUUACGAUGAAAUCAGUAUGCUGCGCUCGGUUUGUAAGCGAAUGGAUAUGAUCUGCCAGCGGGUUCUUAAUCAGGGCUUCCUUAAAGUGGAGCGUUAUCACAGCAUGUGUCAGAGGCAAGUCAAAGCUCAACUACCCAGACGAGAGUCUGAACGGAGAAACCAUUCACUGGCUCGACACGCUGACAUACUCGCUGCAGUGGAGACGCGUCUUUCUCUCCUUAACAUGACCUUCAUGAAAUAUGUUGACUCCAAUCUCUGCUGCUUCAUCCCCGGAAAGGUCAUCGAUGAGAUCUACCGCGUGCUUCGAUACGUGAACUCGACCCGAGCUCCGCAGCGAGCUCAUGAGGUUCUUCAAGAAUUGAGGGACAUCUCCUCCAUGGCAAUGGAGUAUUUUGAUGAGAAGAUUGUUCCCAUUCUGAAGAAGAAGUUGCCCGGAGCCGACUUGUCUGGGCGGCUAAUCGGUUCCGCUCCUGUGGCAGGGUCCUCAAGUUCUCUAAGCACCAUGUCUUUGUUGGCCAAGAACGCGCCGUCGCGCUCCGAGUUGACCAAGGUGCAGCAGCAGGUGAAAGUCAACGGCGCAUCGGUGACCGUUUUGCGGAGGGAGAUGCAAGAAAUUCGUGUCAAGCAACUAGAACAGCAGAAACAGCUGCAGGACCAAGAGCAGAAGCUGCAGGAACAGACGCAGGUCAUUGGCGAACAGAACGCCCGCCUGGCCGAACUGGAACACAAACUGCGUGAACUGGUGGACAGUAAUGCUGCUUUGGGAGGAGCCAAGGCCAGAGCGUCUGCAUCUUCCACAUCCAAUGCUGCUGCCGCCGCCGGCGGCGCUUGCGCUCGUCCCGCCGUGGGCUCGGCGGGCGACGGGGCCCGAGCCUCCUCGACCACCGGAGAACUGGCUUGCGACGGAGAGCCGCCACUGAAACGCACCAGAAAAAGCUGCGAGCUUUUAAGAAAAUCCAAACGUUUGUGUCGUAAGAAAUGACCCUUCUUUAAAUCUCGUGCUUCGCUGCUUCUUUUUCAUCUCUCUUGGACUUCUCUCCCUGUGUUAUGUUUUCACGGUAGGUUGAGACCAUGUCAUUUUCAUUGGGUUCUUGUCUCCUUCCUUCUCCAUUCGUGACUCAUCUCUGCUUCACUCCAAAGUUGGGCUAAUGGCAUAUUGGAAUGGGAUUUUGCUUUGAAAAAAUCAGACGUCUCCAAAAUGUGGCAACAUUUGAAAAUCAGCAUGAUUUCUUAGUAAACAGAAUGUUGCUACCAAAGCGAAAUAAAAGCCUAUGUUUUUA